UUCACCCACCGCUAUUGAGACCAGCAUAUUUUCUUUGGGAUAUACUGAUCGCAGAGCCUUUCGACAGGCUUUUUUUUUCCCCGACGGGGCAAAAAUGGCGACGCUGGGACCGGAGCCCCGUCCUCAUUCCCAGCUGCCGUCUGCCGCAGUACAGACGAACCUGAGCGGACUGGGCUCCAGCACGAACCUGCCUUUCAACCGGGGCUUGGAGAGAGCUCUGGAGGAUGCGGCGACCUCCGGAUUUCUGAACCUCAGCACAAGAAAACUGAAAGAAUUCCCUCGGACUGCAUCUAAUUAUGACCUAACGGAUACGGUUGAAGCAGAUCUGUCAAAGAAUCGCUUGAUUGACAUCCCAUCAGAGGUGUGUCAUCUGGUCUCCCUGGAAACGCUGAACCUUUAUCACAACUGCAUCAGAAGCAUUCCUGAUUCCAUCAUCAGCCUUCAAUCCCUGACCUGCUUAAACAUCAGCCGGAACCAGCUGUCGGUGCUGCCAGCGUGUGUGUGUGGUCUUCCUCUGCGAGUGCUCAACGCCAGCAAUAACAAACUCAACGCACUUCCAGAAAGCAUUGGCCAGCUCACCAAUCUCAUGGAGCUGGAUGUAAGCUGUAAUGAAAUCACAGCUCUUCCACGUCACAUUGGCCAACUCAGAGCUCUGAGGGAACUCAAUGUGCACCGAAACCUUCUCUGUGUCCUGCCAGAGGAUUUGGCAGAAUUACCCCUGGUCAAGUUUGAUUUCUCCUGUAAUAAGGUUUCUACUAUUCCUGUCUGCUAUCGAAAAAUGGCCCAGCUCCAAUCACUACAGCUGGAGAACAAUCCACUUCAGAGUCCUCCUGCGCAGAUCUGCAUGAAGGGCAUGAUUCAUAUAUUUAAAUACCUCGCCAUGGAGGCAUGUCGAAGUGACAAGAUGGCCGAUGCCAUGUACCUUCCUGUCUCAGACCGCCUCAGCUUGACACGACCCACGAGUGGGAGCACUGAGGACAUCGAUCAGCACAAGAAACUUGACAGUGACUCUGGGGUGGGCAGUGACAACGGAGACAAACGCCUUUCUGCUACAGAGCCAUCAGACGAAGACAGCCUCAGCUUGAAUGUGCCUAUGACCAACAUCACAGAGGAGGAGGGCUUGAGCAAAGACGACUCCAGUGAACACAUCAGCGCUCUGACAGCAGACAGAAGUUCAUCAGAAUCUCUCAAGGACCAUCUGGGCUAUCAAGACUCUACCCUCAGCUCACCGUUCAUCAACUACAUCAAAGGUCGAGGUGUUGACUUCGAUGAGCCCCUCAGGAUAGAGGAAGACACCAACUGGGUUUCAGAACAAACAUCAAAGGUCAAUAUGAUUAAUCAGCUAAAGGAAGCUGUGGAGAUGCUACAGGAUCCUAACAGGGUUAACAUGAACUCUGCUGAUCUCUCCAGUAUUAAGCUCUACCCUGUGGAAAUGGUUACAGUAGAUGAUUCGCUCAAUGGCCAAGAGAGUGUCGAUUGUCAGGCAACUCCUAAGGCGGCUCCUGGAGAAUGCUGGGAGUUCCAGAGGAAGCGACAGUACAUUCUAGAACGGGCCCGGCUCGAGGCUCAGCUCGCAUGUCAACAUUAUGCCCUGCACAUGGCACAACAGGGUGACGUGAUUGGCCAGGAAGGAUCAGGUGAUAGUUGUGAGAACCAACUUACCAAGAGUGAAGACAUAACCCCAGUUUCCAGCCCUACAUUGAGCUCACCUCCUUUUGGUCUAAAGCCCAGAUCAGCUUCACCCUCUUUGCCAUGCUCAACUCCGCCCUGUCCCCGCCCUCUUACACAGGCCCCACCCACCGAUAGAGACACGCCCCCUAGCCCAGCUGAAGGAGACAUGCCAAGCAGUGUGUUUUUCAGGACGCACAAGACUCUGGAAUCAGUGGAUCCUCAGUUCACCAUGAGGAGAAAGAUGGAGCAGCUCAGAGAGGAGCUGGAGCUCAUAGAACAACUGCGAGAGAGUAUUGAGAGCAGACUGAAAGUAGUUCUUCCUGAAGAUCUGGGCUCUUCUCUCAUGGAUGGGGUCGUGCUUUGUCAUCUAGUCAAUCACAUUCGGCCGCGUUCAGUGGCCAGUAUCCAUGUACCAUCCCCUGCAGUGCCCAAGCUUAGCAUGGCUAAAUGUCGCAGAAAUGUUGAAAACUUUUUGGACGCCUGCAGGAAAAUGGGAGUCCCUGAGGAUAAGUUAUGUCUGCCGCAUCAUAUUUUGGAGGAGAAGGGCCUGAUCAAAGUUGGCAUCACUGUGCAAGCUCUGCUGGAUGAGACUUCGGCCAACGAGACACUCCUCACUUGAGUCACACAAACACAAGCCAGUCUCACUGACACUAAUUCCUGUGGAUGGACAUGCACCUUUUGCUGCCCUCCAGCGCCAGACGAUCUUUGAGAAAUUCCCUGGACAGAGUCCAUUUAUUUCUAUUAGAACAGGUGAUCCUCAGCCUGCAGGUAUAUGCUCAUGUUUUCCUCACUCUCUCUUUACUUCAUUAUUUAGUACUGUUAUUUGAUCACUGUUGCCCGGGCCAUAGUCGUGUAAAGCCGAGUUCAGACUGCACGAUUUUCAAAGUAGUCGGGUCACUGUUCUUUUCACACUGCAUGACUAUCUUGGCCAGUAUUCAGUCACUACUGUGUUCACACUGCACGAUGGAUCGGCAACAGAAAGUUUCACACUGCAUGACUUUACAAUAGGAAGACUCGCCGGCAACUCUGUCUGGCACGCAAACUACGUUUCACAACCAAACACACGCGAGAUGUGACAAGAAAACAACGCGAUAUCACGUGUGCAAUACUGGAGUUCUCUAGUGAGACUGGGAUUAUUAUUAAAAAUGGUAGCCCGCAAGAAGCUUGCAGUAAGAAUUGCCUGUGCGCUGAUUUUCCGCGAAAACAAGAAAAAGAAAAGAAGAUUAUGGAGGAGGAAAUGGUUGGGGAGACGCGAGGAAGAAGGAAUGUGUGUUCUUAUAUCAUGCUUGCUGGUCUGUAACUCCUCCCCGAACUCCCCGCUGCUCUGUAUCUUGCUCUCUCAUUGGCUGUCGGUCAUCGCAUAUGUAGUUUUCAGUCAGAACACUUUUCACACAGCAUGAUUUUGAAUCGCCGACAGGUCCAGAUAUUUAGCAUGCCAAAUAUCUCACUGGCAUCGGCUACUUGUCGGCGAUUCUCUCAGAAUGCAUCUCUGUUCAUUCACACUGCGUGAUUGUCACGCGCGUGAACGAGCACCAAUUUACCUGUGAUUUCGGGCAUUUGUCUGCGAUUUCUUAAAACCUGUCGGCGAGCCAAAAACUGGGCUAAAAUCGUGCAGU
This is a messenger RNA of Carassius carassius (crucian carp), 3287 nucleotides long. Its product is annotated as leucine-rich repeat and calponin homology domain-containing protein 1-like. Bases 95 to 2290 code for a protein of 731 amino acids. The record is from RefSeq and is a predicted model, not a curated record. Lineage: Eukaryota; Metazoa; Chordata; Actinopteri; Cypriniformes; Cyprinidae. Gene Ontology annotation, molecular function: protein binding. The transcript has 21 exons.